UACACGCCGGAAGUAAGUGUUUCUUACCGGAAGCACAUGUUUGUCGGCAUGGGGGCAGCGGCGAGGGAAUCGAACCGGUAAAGAAGUCAGCCUGGGGUUAGAACAUGGCAAGCCGGAGCUCCUCAGUAACCUUCAAAACCAACUAUGCAAUUUCCAAGAGAAUCGAGCCAUUCUACAAAGGCGGACCGGUUCAGAUGACCCAAGAUGGGGAAUAUAUGUUCUGUGCUUGUGAAAACAAGGUGAAUGUGGUGGACGUUGCAUCAGGAACUGUCGUUAACUGUAUUGAAGAGGAUGAAGAAGAGGAAAUUACAGCAUUUGCUCUCAGCAAAGAUGAUGAAAUCCUUGUGACUGGAAGCCGAUCGCUGAUGCUGAAGCAAUGGGACUGGCCAGAAAAUAAAUGCACACGCACAUGGAAGGCUAUGCACACAGCCUCCAUGGCCAGCAUGGCCUUUGACUCAAGCUCCACGUUGUUGGCUACAGGUAGCUGUGACAGCACUAUUAAGGUCUGGGAUGUUCCCAGGCAGUACUGCACACACAACUUGAAAGGCUCAACGGGGGUUGUCCACCUUGUCAAGUUCCACCCAGAAACCUCUAAGCUACAGCUCUUCUCUUCUUCCAUGGACAACACCAUCCGGGUUUGGGACCUGAAGUCCAGCGAGUGCAUCGCUCAGCUAGAAAACCAUUACAGCUCUGUCACCUCCCUCGCUUUCUCUCCUGACAAUGAGACACUCAUCAGCUCCGGCCGUGAUAAAAUCUGCACUGUGUGGGACCUGAACAAGGGAGAAGCCAAGGGCACUAUCCCUGUCUAUGAGAGCAUUGAAUCUGUGGUCAUGUUGCCAGAACAAGGGGAUUUCUCGUGUGUAGGCGUGAACAAAGAGAGUCUUCACUUUGUAACAGCAGGCAGCAAAGGGAUCCUCCGAGUCUGGGAUGCCGCAUCAGCCACCUGCGUUCACAGCCAGUCCUUGCCCUGCCUCCCGGCAGCAUGCAUGCAUCAGGAGGACGGGCUGCAGAGCUUCAUGCAUUGCAUCCUGGUGCCCAUGAAGAGCCAAAUUGUCACCGUGAACUCGGAACGCAACAUCUGCAUGUAUGAUGCACAGACCCUCGAGCUCAGGAAGCAGUUUGCAGGUUACAAUGGAGAGGUUUUGGAUGUCAGGUUCCUGGGCCCCAAAGACUCUCAUGUGGUUGUGGCCACCAACAGCCCCCAGCUGAAGGUCUUUGAGUUGGUGUCAUCUAACUGCCAGAUCCUGCACGGCCACACAGAUAUCGUUCUUGCCUUGGAUGUCUUCCGAAGGGGGAGGUUGUUUGCCAGUUGUGCAAAGGAUAAAAGCAUCAGGAUUUGGCGAAUGAAUGACCACGGUAAUGUCUUCUGCGUCGCCCAGGGCCUGGGCCAUACUCAAGGAGUGGGUACUCUCUCUUGCUCCAGGUUGAAAGAGAACUUUGUGGUCACAGCCAGCAAAGACAAUACGAUGAAAGUGUGGAGUAUUCCCGAGCACAUCACUGCCAGGGAACCUACAGCCAAGUCUGGAAUUCUGAAUAACUUGCAAUUCCUCAGCUUCCAAGAGAAUGCAGCACCAGAAGACUGCUCUCUGUUUUUUGUUCAGGAUGUAAAUAGCGUGGCGGUUUCUCCGAAUGACAAGCUGAUAGCUACAGCAUCCCAGGACAAGACGGCCAAGCUGUGGACCUCCGACAAUUGCGAGCAAUUGGGAACCUUUGUCGGACACAAACGAGCCGUCUGGUGUGUGCAGUUCUCACCUGUGGAUCGGGUCCUAGCCACCUCUUCUGCGGAUGGCACUGUGAAACUCUGGAAUCUGCAGGAUUUCAGCUGUCUAAAGACUUUCGAAGGUCACGAAGCCCCUGUGCAUAGGGUCAUUUUCGUGAGUGGAGGGGGACAAGUGCUGAGCAGUGGAGCAGAUGGCCUUAUGAAACUUUGGACGAUCAACAACAACAGUUGUGUGAAGACCUUCGAUGCUCACGAUGAUAGGGUGUUGGGCCUUCACGCCAAUAGGAGAGACAACGCACUGGUGACCGGCUCCGCCGAUUCCAGGGUCUUGCUGUGGAAGGAUGUCACUCAAAUUGAGCUUGAAGAGGAACAAGUGAAGCAGGAAGAGCAGAUUCUGAAAGAGCAGAAGCUGUCUAACUUGCUGCAUAAGAAGAGGUACCUGAAAGCACUGGGCUUGGCAAUCUCCUUGGACCGGCCACACACGGUGUUGUCGGUGGUCAAGGCUAUUCUUAAGGAGGCUAAUGGAAAAGAAGACUUGGAAAAGAACCUCCUGAAGCUUCGGAAAGACCAGAAAGAGGCCGUGCUGAAGUUUUCCAUCACAUGGAACACAAACUCGCGGAACUACCUCGAGGCUCAGGCAGUGGUGGAAACCCUCCUCAAGCAUGAGACGCCAGAGAGCCUCUUGCAAUACGAAGGGAUCAAAGCAGCUGUGGAGUCUCUCCUACCAUACACAGAACGGCACUUCCAGAGGUUGGGCCGGUUACUGCAGGCCUCCAUGUUCCUCGAUUUCAUGUGGCAAAACAUGAAGCUGCCUGACACUGCCAAGUGGGAUGAGGAGAUGGACAUGUGAUGAGCUUUGGGUGCCAGUGGCACGCGGGGCAGAAGAGCUGGACACUCCUGCCAAGUUGAAUUGGUUUGUAAAAACCCCCACAAAUACUACAUUUU
This is a messenger RNA of Lacerta agilis (Sand lizard), 2665 nucleotides long. RefSeq names its product transducin beta like 3 (gene TBL3). Gene Ontology annotation, biological process: endonucleolytic cleavage to generate mature 5'-end of SSU-rRNA from (SSU-rRNA, 5.8S rRNA, LSU-rRNA); endonucleolytic cleavage in 5'-ETS of tricistronic rRNA transcript (SSU-rRNA, 5.8S rRNA, LSU-rRNA). Gene Ontology annotation, cellular component: nucleolus; small-subunit processome; 90S preribosome. Gene Ontology annotation, molecular function: U3 snoRNA binding; protein binding. The record is from RefSeq and is a predicted model, not a curated record. Bases 105 to 2570 code for a protein of 821 amino acids. Lineage: Eukaryota; Metazoa; Chordata; Lepidosauria; Squamata; Lacertidae. The transcript is spliced from 22 exons.